CGCCGCCGCCACCGGAGGAUGAUUACUACAGGAGGGAACCGCCGCCGCUGUUCCUGGGGGAGCUCCAGUCCCAGAACUCAGAUCUGCAGAGGGAACUGGGGAACCUCAAGAAGGAACUCGAACUGACUAAUCAGAAGCUGGGCUCCAGCAUGCACAGCAUAAAGACAUUCUGGAGCCCCGAGCUGAAGAAGGAGCGGGCGCUGAGGAAAGAAGAGAGCGCGAAAUACAGCUUGAUCAACGACCAGCUCAAACUGCUCAACCAAGAAAACCAGAAACAAGCGAUGCUGGUCAGACAGCUGGAAGAAGAACUUCGUCUGCGAAUGCGCCAGCCCGCUCCAGAACUACAACAACAGCUGGAGGCGCUAUACUCAGAAAACGAACACCUGCAGAGAGAGAUCGCCAUUUUGCGAGACACUAUAAAGGAAUUGGAACUUCGGAUUGAAACACAAAAGCAAACUUUGCAAGCGAGAGAUGAAAGCAUCAAGAAGCUAUUGGAAAUGCUGCAGAACAAGGGCAUGGAAGAGGAACGACAGAUGUUCCAGCAAAUGCAAGCGAUGGCACAAAAACAGUUGGAUGAGUUCCGACUGGAGAUCCAGAGACGGGAUCAAGAAAUACUGGCGAUGGCUGCAAAAAUGAAGGCUCUGGAGGAACAGCACCAGGAUUACCAGAGACAUAUAGCAGUUCUCAAAGAAUCGCUGUGUGCUAAAGAAGAGCACUAUAGCAUGCUUCAAACCGAUGUAAGUUAUAAGGUGGAGGAAUUGAAGGCUCGGCUGGAUGAAAAGAGCAGGAUGGUCGAGAAGAAAACUGCCGCGGCGCUGGCAGCGGCUCACGAGCUGGCCGAGCUGAGAGAUCACUCCGAGAUCAAAGACAGGAAGAUCAACGUGCUGCAGAGAAAGAUUGAAAAUCUGGAAGAUCUCCUCAAAGAGAAGGACAAUCAAGUGGACAUGGCUCGAGCUAGAUUAAACGCUAUGCAAGCACACCAUUGCUCGUCUGAAGGAGCUCUUUCUUCCCUCGAAGAGGUCAUCGGCGACAAAGAGAAACAAAUCCAACAGCUCAGAGAACAGAGAGACAGAGCCGAACACGAAAAAAACGAAGAGAGGGAGCUACAUGAAAGAGAAAUAGCAGACUACAAGAUGAAACUCCACGCGCUGGAGAGUGAAGUGGAAAAACUCGGCGCGAGAUUGGAAAGAGCUCAGGCUGAAAAAGACAGGCUCGAAGCCAAGCUAGAAAGCUCUCAGUCAGAACUUGGCAAAUCCAAAGCUGAACUAGACAAGGCUGCAAGUGAAGUGGGAAGGUCGGGCGCCGACUGGGAAGCGGCUAAACAACGUCUAGCCAGACUCGAGCUAGAGAACGAACGGCUUAAGCACGAAUUGGAGAGAUCACAGACAACAUUCGGCAGAAGCACGCUAACUACCUCCCAAGAGCUGGAUAGAGUACAAGAGAAGGCGGAUAAAUCAGCGGCUGAGUUGAGACGGACUCAGGCGGAGCUGCGAGUGACCCAAGCUGACGCCGAAAGAAGCAGAGUGGAAGCCAGCGCCUUACAAGACAAGCUGGAGAAGUCCCAAGGAGAAGUCUAUCGUCUGAAAGCUAAACUUGAAAAUGCACAAACGGAACAGGACAGUCUCAAGGAGGAAUACGAUCGCGUUCAAUCCUCAGUAAGUCGUCUGCACUCCGAACGAGACAAGGCCAUAGCUGAACUAGACAAAGCGAGAGAAGAACUGGAGAGAACUCAAGCCACUUUAGGCAAAGCACAGCUGCAGCAGGACAAGCUGCAGGCCUCGCUUGACUCCGCCCACUCCGAGAUAGACAAGCUGCAAGAAAAACUUGACAAAUCAGCCGUCGAAGUCAGGAAGCUCCAGGUGGAUCGCGAGAAGUCGGCCUAUGACUUCGAGUCGCUUCAGUCCCAGCUCGACAAAGCUCUGGGACAAGCCGCUAGGCUGCAGAAGGAGAGGGACACGGCACAACUGGACGCGGACAGGUUCAGGGACAAGCACGAGAAGGCACAGGCGCUGGUAGCUAGAGUUCAGAAGGAACGAGACGCAGCAUUAUCAGAGGCAGCGUCUUGUAGAGAAAGGGCGGAGGCAGCGGCGGCGGCGGCUAACAGAGCGGCAAGAGAUAGAGACAGCGCAGCAACGGAACUGGACGUGCUGAGAGAGAGAUGGGAGAAGGCACACCAACAACAUCAGAAGCUUACGAUGGAGAAAGACGACGCCCUGACGGAAUUAGAAAUAAUGAAAGAGAAGCUGGACAAGGCUUUGUAUUCCACACAAAAGACCAUCGAAGAGAAGGAAACGGCGCACAAAGAAUACGAGAAAAUGCUGGAGAAAUAUGACAGAUCGCAAAACGAAAUCUACCGACUGCAGAACAAGAUAGACAUCCUCGAAGCAGACAAGGACAGAAUUGAGCUGGAAUACGAGAAGAACAUGCAUUUAGCCACAAAGUCCAGAGAAGAUCUCAGAAAAUUGCAAGACGAACUCGCGAGAUUACAGGAAAUGUACGAUAGGGCGUCGUUACAGCUGGGCAGGACGAAAGAACAAGAAGAAAAGGCCAAAGAAGACAUGGAUAGACUGAGCGUCGACAUAGAAAUGGUGCGAGAUCGUUACGAGAAAGGCCAAAUAGAACUGAGAAGAUACCAAGCAGAAAAAGAAAAACUAGUCGCCGAUAACGAACGCUUGCAAUUCGAAUACGACAGAGCGAUGGCGCAGUGCGGCAAAGCACAGGCGUCCAACGAAAAGACACAAGAGGAGAUGGCCAGAGUACAGAUAGAACUCGAAAAGAUGUACGACAAGCAUGACAAGGUGUCCGCCGAGCUGAGGAAGGCGCAAGCGGAGCUGGAUAAGGUCAAAGCCGACGCCAGCGGCGCGAGGGAGGAGGCGGAGAGGUAUGCGGCGCGCUACGGGAAAUAUCACGACACUAAGGAAGAACACGAGAGGACUAAGUUGGAGGUGGAACGACUGCGCACGCGGCUCGAGAAGACCACCCUCGACCUGGAGCGAGCGAGGAAGGCUGACGAGGAAGUGAAUCGACUGCGCUCGGAACUCGAACGAGUGGAGGGCCUCCGAGGUAAAUACCAAUUCGAACAGGAUAAGUGGAGCACGGAAGUUAACCGACUGCAGGCCGAGCUAGACAAGUACCGCGAACGGCACGAAACAUCCCAGGCCGAAAUACAGAGACUGCAAACCGAGAAGGACCAAGCGGAGACCAAGCUACACGAACUGAACAUACAACUAGAGCUGUCCAAGAGCGAGGUCACCAAGCUGAGUGCGGCCAUGGAGAAACAGCGCACCGAUCUAGAGCGCGCUCACAUUGAGUGCGAGAAGUUCAGAGAUAGGUGUGAGAAAUUGAAAUUGCGUUCGGAACAGUUGGAUAAAGACAAUGAGAGGCUCAAAGGCGAGCUGCAACAGAUCGAAAGGAUGAAAUUGCAAGCGGUCGCCGGUGAUAAGGCCAGGACCGAAGACAGGCUGGAGAUUGAGAGACUCCGAGAUAAGCUGGAGAAGGCCAUACAGGCGCGGGAUGCGACCGAAAUGGAAGCCGGUCGCUUGGCGAAGGAACUAGAAAAGUCACAGAUGCAUCUCGCCAAGUAUCAGGAGACAAAUGAGACGACUCGAGUGGAAUACGAUAGAAUGACCAACGAAUUGGGCAGGAUGCACGAGCGUUUAGAACGUACGAUACUAGAAAUGCGCCAGAUCGAACAAGAAAGGGAUGCUCUUAGAACUGAGAUACAGAACACGAGGCGAAACAUCGAACAGCAACAACGCACUUUGGACCACAGGACACAGGAGACUUUAGUUAAACUACAACAAGAGCUGGCUCAGUCGGUGCGAGACAGAGAAAAGAUGGCGUCCAUCCUCGAACAGAGAGACAAACAGGCUGAUGCCAUAGAAAAACAAAUAGUUAAACUGGAAGCAGAUACUAAACAAUUGACGAUCGAACGCGAUCAGCUCGUAGCUCAAUUAGAAAAAUCUCAGGAUAUGCUGGUAAACUUCCAGAGAGAGCUGAACUCCUCGGAGACAGAACUCCAGAAGCAACGGGAGGAAGUGCGUAGACUCAAGGAAGAACAGAGAAAGAUGGCUCAAGACUCAGAACGCGGCACCAAGUCGGUUAUUGAAAGUCGGGAUAGAGAAAUAGCAAAGUUACAACAGCAGGUACAGAACGUGUCCAAAGAGAAAGACACUUUCAGGCAGAGAGCUGAGAGGGCGGAGAAGGAAGCACAGAAAGCGGGAGAGAUAGAGAAAUGGAAGAUGGCCGUCGAAUCGGAGAAGACGAAAGCCAUAGCAGCAGAGAAAGCGCUGUCGGAGUGCCAGCAGCGUUUACAGAAUUUGGAGAGACAGUUCCAGAUGCAACAGCAGCAGUUGCAGCAGCUUCAAGCGCGAGGACCGUCCGACGUCAAGGAAGUCCAGAAGCAGCUCGAAGCGGCUCAAGCCGAGGCGCGCUCGCUCGCGGUGGAGCGGGAGCGUUGCCAGGCGCAGCUGGAGAUGCUCGUACAGGAAUUGGAAAAGAGCCAGUUCGACUUGCGAGAGGCGAACAAGAAGCUACAAGCUACAAGUCAGAGCGCCAGAGCUGGGGAAGAUACGGCGCAAGCUAGGAAACAGCUGCAAGAAGAAUACAAGAAGUUAGAAGACGCGAGGAAACAGUUCGACGAGAACAGAAGAAUGGUCGAGAACAAACGUAAAGACGUGGAGGACAAGGAGAAGUCGCUGAUGGAGCUGGACCGACAGUUGAAGAAACGGAAGGAACAAAUGGACCAAAUGGAAGCGUCUCUGAGGAAGGCCGGCGGCAGUGCAGCAGCGGUAACGGAUCUGAACAGGAAGUUGGGCGACACUCAGAAGGAGGCGGAACAGUUGCAGCAGAAGUUGAAGGGCAGCGAGGAGGAGUGCUCGAGACUCGCCGCUGAGACUGAGAGACUGUUACAGCUGGUGCAGAUGAGCCAGGAGGAACAGGCGCAGAAGGAGAAGCAGAUCAUGGAGCUGCAGCAGUCCAUACGUAACCUUCAAGCCAAAAUUAAAACUCAGCAACAAGCACAAGCACAAAGAGAAGAGGAAAUCACGCGCGCGCGACAGAGCGAGAUAGCGACUAUCACAGAUCUAACGAACUCUUUGAAAGACAGGGACAGGCUCAGAACUAAAUUGGAAGAGAGUAAAAUGAAAAUCAUUGAUCUAGAAAUUGAAUUAAACGAGUCGUCCCUGAUACUGUCAGAGAUACUAAAAAUAUCGGAUAGCUGUGAGUUAAACAACAUAAAGAGGAGCAGAAGCUUUUUCGAGCUGCAAAAAAGCAAUAAGGUAGUGGAUAGGUUAGACAGAGGUAUCAGCAAAAGUCAUAACGAUCUCAUCAGCAUGAAAGAUGGCCGACAGACAAACACGCGUAGACUGUCGCAAAAAAUCACGGAUAUGACGAGAGAGAUAGGGAUAAAAAACGCCAAGAUAAUAGAACAGCAAACAUGUAUAAGCAUGCUGGAGGAUGCCUUGAGGGAGAGCAACAACAUAGCGGAGUUAGAGCAGCUGUUGGCGGUCGUCAGGAGCAAGGACGAACGAAUCAACGAGUUGGAGCAGUUCCUGGACAAGAAACCCAGCACCGGGGACCAGGGGAAGAGAAUCCUGGAACUGGAAGAGGCUUUGAAGGAAUCGGUGCUGAUAGCAGCCGAGAGAGAGAAAGUCUUUUAUGACGAGGAACAGAAGAGAAUCGAAACAUUACGAAAGAUGAAGAAGCUGGAACAACGAAUCCUUUCUCUUCAGAACGCGUCCAUUAUGAGCUGCUCCACUUGCUCAGCGGUGAUUAACAAGCUGAAGGUUGUCGAGGAUUCCUUGAGGAACUGUGAUAACAACAGGAGAGAGAUACUGACGGAUCUAGCGAGAGUCGUACAGGAUCUACUCGAAAGCGCCAUAACUGAAAAGGAUACGGAAAUAGCGCAGUUAGAGAUGAAAGGAGUUCUGAAUGAAGAAGACACAAUAACUUGCGACCGACUUAAAAAUGACAAAGAGAGAUUGCUACACAGACUUAGAGUGGAGAAUGAAAGAAUUCUUAAUUUCGACAAAGCACCGACCGAGCAAAUUAGUGAAGAGCGUGGAAGCGUUCCCGUGUUGACACUCGCUGAUGAUCUCAUGGCGGCUGGUGGUGAUGGGAUAGCUUGGGGAGAGGACAUCCCGGCGACUGUGUUGUGACGUCACAAAGCUAAGUCUAAUCGUAACUAUGUUGUUAGCACCUCACCUCAUCCGCUACCUUCAUCGCUUGACACAUGCCUUCCCGCCAAAAGUACCCAAAAAAAAAAAAACUCCCCGCUUGCAAUUUCCGAACCGUUCAGAAACCGCGCCGAGCGACCAAACAAUUUGUAUAUGUUUUUUUUUUUUAAUUUUAAGUUUGACAUUCGAUUGAUAUGGAACCAAAUAUAUAUCUAGAUAUGAUUACUGUUAUAUAAUGUAUACCUAUAUAGAGCAAUAAUAUAAUCUUCUAGAAGAAACACUCAGUGUCUAUUUUUAUCCUGUGCUAGUCAAAUUUAUUGAAUGUUCCACAGCUUUAUAUUAUUUAUGAGAUUGUUGUUUAUUGCUGUAUUGUUUAAUGUUAUGCGUCCUUACCACUAGUUUCCCGGUUACCGACUGUGACCUAAGUUACACGUGUGAGAUUUAUGAAUAGAAAACUGUGAACCGUCUGUGUUUAGUUCGUGUACGGACUCAUGGUAGGGGUGCUUGGAGUAAAGCUUGUAGCGGAGUCGAUAUGCAUAUAUGAACAUAUCAAGGGAGUGAACGUGUAACUAUCUCGUUUAAUAUUGGCAGCUACCUUGUCAAGGCUUUUUAUAACUUUACAAACAUAUUCUUGUUACCGUUUAUUAUCUAUGGAUCCUUAUGUCCGUUUGCCGUUUCCUGUUUCGCGAGUCGGAUCGUUGUGCCGAAUUAGUAACAUCGAAAUGUCACUUGCUGUUUUAUAUAAGGACCGUGGCCACUUCCAUAAAAAAUAAUAUUGUUCAAUAAUAUAAGAGGAUGAAUCGACCGCAUAUACAUUGUGUUAUGUAAUUUUCUAAUACUUUAUCAGUUAACGGGUCCAAAAUGGCCAUCGUCCUUUAGUUAAGCUGUCACUUUGACUUUGACAUUUUGCGUGGAAACCAUAGACAAUUCGGAGUCGGCUUAUUACUCGAUAAGUGUCGCUGUAGUGUUAACGUUAUGUCGGCCAUAGACAAGCUGCAUGGUUUUGUUUUUUUUUUCUUUUUUGAAAGGUCACAAACAGAAUCUUGCAGCUUCGAGUUUUGUAUUGAAUCAAGUGUGUAGCGAUGUACGAUCACAAUAAUAACUGUAUUUAAUAUUAGUUACCUGUUAUUAAUAUUGUAAUAUUUAAAUCGGGUCGCUGUUUCACGCGUUGUAUUGACCGGAACUAUGCUGAUGUAAGGAUACAUGUUCUUUGAAAAUAUAAUAUCUUCAUAUAAUACAAA
Molecule: messenger RNA, 7417 nt
Organism: Danaus plexippus (monarch butterfly)
Lineage: Eukaryota; Metazoa; Arthropoda; Insecta; Lepidoptera; Nymphalidae
Gene: brp
Product: myosin-11
Exons: 20
Coding region: 150-6158 (2002 amino acids)
Biological process (GO): neuromuscular synaptic transmission; maintenance of presynaptic active zone structure; regulation of synaptic plasticity
Cellular component (GO): cytoskeleton of presynaptic active zone
Molecular function (GO): structural constituent of presynaptic active zone
Source: RefSeq, a predicted model, not a curated record